CCGAGCGGCCUGGGGCCGAGGGGCGGGCCCUCCGCGCACGGGGGCUCGGCCAGCGAGCUGCCCGCCCCUUCGCGGCCGGCCAGCAUCCACGAUGGCGCCCCGACGGCUCUGUCCGCUGCUGCUGCUGCUGCUUCUGGCCGGGCAGCCCAGCCGCGCCGUGGGGAGCGAGACGGAGCCGGCCUCGGGGGCGCCCGCCGACGCGCUGCUGGCGGCGGGCGCGGAGGCGUACGCGCGGGGCGACUGGCGCGCCGUCAUCCUGCAGAUGGAGCGGGCGCUGCGGGCGCGGGAGGCGCACCGGGCGCGCCUCGUCCAGUGCCGCCUGCGCUGUGCCGCCGCUGCCAACCGCAGCACCCUCGAGGGCGGCGGCGGCGGGGAAGAGGAGGAGGCCUGGCCGGCCCCGACGGAGCGCUCCCGGCAGCCGCCCUCUCCCCCGGCCCGCGAGCUCCACCGCCCUGUCGACGACCUCCGCUUCUUCGGGAAGGUCCUCCGCCGCGCCGCCUGCCUCCGCCGCUGCCUCCCCGACGGCCUGACCCGGGACCAGCUGGGCGAGGAGACCGAGCUCGAGUUCCGCAAGCGCAGCCCCUACAACUAUCUCCAAGUGGCCUAUUUCAAGAUCAACAAGCUCGACAAGGCCGUGGCUGCUGCCCACACCUUCUUUGUGGCCAAUCCCAACCAUAUGGAGAUGAGGCAGAACCUGGAGUAUUACCAGAUGAUGGCUGGGGUCAAGGACUCCGACUUUGUGGACUUGGAGGCCAAGCCACAUAUGCAAGAAUUCCGUCUGGGCGUGAACUACUACACGGAGGAGAACCCCCAGGCGGCCAUUUUGCACCUGGAAAAGGCGCUGGAGGCAUACUGGGUAGCUGAUACGGAGUGCCGGACCCUCUGCGAGGGAGCGUACGAUCACGAAGGCUACAACUACCUGGAAUACAAUGCGGACCUUUUCCAAGCUAUCAUCGAUCAUUACAUGCAGGUGCUAAGUUGUAAGCAGAGCUGUGCGAGCGAACUUGCAUCUCAGCCUGGGCGGGACAAACCCAUCGAAGAUUUCCUCCCGUCGCAUUUCAACUACCUGCAGUUUGCUUACUACAACAGCGGCAAUUACGAGAAGGCCAUUGAAUGUGCCAAGACAUAUUUGCUCUUCUUCCCGAAUGAUGAGGUGAUGAAACAGAACCUGGCUUACUACAUCGCUGUGCUGGGGGAAAACCUAGCCGGACCUGUAGAACCCAGAGAGAAUGUCCAGACUAAUCGGCGGCGCAGCCUCCUGGAGAAAGAGUUGCUUUUCUUCGCCUACGAUGUCUUUGGGAUCCCCUUCGUGGACCCGGACACAUGGACCCCGGAGGAAGUAAUCCCAAAGCGUUUGAGGGAGAAGCAGCAGGUGGAGCGCGAGACCGCGGCCCGCAUAUCAGAGGAGAUCAGCAAUCUCAUGAAGGAGAUCGAGACCCUGGUGGAGGAGAAGACCAAAGACUCCACGGACAUGAGCAGACUCGUGCGGGAGGGAGGCCCCUUGCUCUACGAUGGACUCGCUGUGACCAUGAACUCCAAGCUGCUGAAUGGCUCCCAGCGGGUGGUGGUUGAUGGACUCAUCUCCGAUGAGGAGUGCAGGGCUCUGCAGAGGCUGACCAACGCAGCUGCCUCAGGUGGGGAUGGCUACCGCGGGAAAACCUCCCCUCACACCCCCAGCGAGACCUUUUACGGGGUGACGGUCUACAAAGCCCUCAAGCUGGGCCAGGAAGGCAAGGUGCCCAUGCAGGGCGCGUACCUCUACUACAACGUGACGGAGAAGCUCCGCCGGGUGAUGGAGUCCUACUUCCGCCUGGACACGCCGCUCUAUUUCUCCUACUCACACCUGGUGUGCCGGACUGCGAUAGACGAUAAGCAAGAAGACCGGGUGGAUCCCAGCCACCCCGUGCAUGUGGACAACUGCAUCCUCAAUGCCGAGGCCCUGGUGUGUGUCAAGGAGCCGCCAGCAUACACUUUCCGGGACUACAGUGCCAUCCUCUAUUUAAACGGGGAUUUUGAAGGAGGAUCAUUUUACUUCACGGAGCUGGAUGCCACAACUGUGACCGCUGAAGUGCAGCCCCAGUGUGGGAGGGCGGUGGGCUUCUCCUCGGGCUCCGAAAACCCCCACGGAGUGAAAGCUGUCACCAAGGGGCAGCGCUGUGCCAUCGCCUUGUGGUUCACCCUGGACCCUCGCCACAGCGAACGGGAGCGGGUCCAGGCCGACGACCUGGUGCGGAUGCUAUUCAGCACGGAGGAAGUGGUGCUGCCCCCGGAGCAGAUGCCUGCCACGCAGCAGCCCGUGCCAGGCCCGACGAGAGCUCCCGACCAGGCUGUCACCACCACCGAGAAGGAUGAGCUGUAGCAUUUGGGAUCCUGGACAUCUGAGCAGGCAGCCCGAAGCGUGGCGAGCAGAAGAGAAGGACCACAACCGCAUCCCGGUAGCCCUGGGCCAGCAGGACUAGUGGAUGGAGGCGGGGGGCAAGCUUUCUGUUUCUCUUUGCCCCCAAUCCAUUUCCCCCCAGGGGACGGAGGCCAUAACUUCAUCAAGAAGCUACGCCACGGAUGACUGUCUUCUAGCAAGCGCUGUCAUUGCUGGGGCUCUCUGGCUUCCGGACUAAAGCGCCUCCAGUUCAGCUUUUGCCAAGCCAGUCCCCAAUGGCUCCCAGAAGAGAGAGACCGCUGGGUAGCAGGCGUUUGGACCAGGGCGUCUUGAAUUCAAAUCCCGUGUCAACCCUCGUGCUCCCUUGGAGGACAGGCUGGUCACCGCCUCCAGAUGAUGCGCACCUCACAGGGUUGUUGUGAGGAUAUGACGGGGAAAGCUUGGCGUAAGCGCCUCUCAGCACCAGGGAGGGGAGGAGGGGAUUCAAAAUUGAAUGCCACUGUCCUGCUCUUUCCCCUCCAUGUUCCCUGUCAGGCAAUUGUGGAAUAAAACCUUCCCUCUUUUUUUUUUUUUAAACAAAGUGUAUUGUUUUCCCCCA
This is a messenger RNA of Hemicordylus capensis (graceful crag lizard), 2975 nucleotides long. It is a transcript of the gene P3H1, whose product is annotated as prolyl 3-hydroxylase 1. Gene Ontology annotation, molecular function: protein binding; iron ion binding; L-ascorbic acid binding. The transcript has 15 exons. Gene Ontology annotation, cellular component: endoplasmic reticulum. The coding region runs from base 92 to 2359 and encodes 755 amino acids. NCBI's taxonomy places the organism in Eukaryota, Metazoa, Chordata, Lepidosauria, Squamata, Cordylidae. The record is from RefSeq and is a predicted model, not a curated record. Gene Ontology annotation, biological process: collagen metabolic process.